Molecule: messenger RNA, 1167 nt
Organism: Daucus carota subsp. sativus
Lineage: Eukaryota; Viridiplantae; Streptophyta; Magnoliopsida; Apiales; Apiaceae
Product: PHD finger protein ALFIN-LIKE 1-like
Exons: 6
Coding region: 173-898 (241 amino acids)
Biological process (GO): regulation of DNA-templated transcription
Cellular component (GO): nucleus
Molecular function (GO): transcription cis-regulatory region binding; transcription coregulator activity; histone binding
Source: RefSeq, a predicted model, not a curated record
CUAGAUUCCAAAAUUUAUAUGCUGCUCUGGUAAUAGCAAAACCAGAAGCUUAUCUAUCCAAAUCAAAAUCAAAAGGUAAAAAAUAAAAAAUUAACAACAGCAGCAGCAAACAAGAAGAUUUCAGCAUCAAAUAUACUCUAAAUUAAGGUGGUUUUCAGAUCUUCAAGAUUUGAUGGAAAUGGCUUCCAUUUCUUCAACCCCACGAACUGUUGAAGAGAUCUUCAAAGAUUAUAGUGGUCGUCGUGCUGGGAUUGUUCGUGCUUUGUCUUUUGAUGUUGAUGAAUUUUAUGGACUCUGUGAUCCAGAGAAGGAGAACUUGUGUCUUUAUGGACAUCCAAAUGAAACAUGGGAAGUCAGUUUACCUGCUGAAGAAGUCCCUCCAGAGCUUCCUGAGCCGGCUCUUGGGAUCAACUUUGCAAGAGACGGCAUGAACCGUAAAGACUGGCUCUCGCUAGUUGCUGUACACAGUGAUUGCUGGAUGCUCUCUGUGGCUUUCUAUCUUGGUGCUCGUCUUAAUCGAAAUGAGAGGAAGCGUCUGUUUAGCUUGAUCAAUGAACUGCCUACUGUAUUUGAAGUUGUAACAGAAAGGAAACCUGUGAAAGAGAAGCCCAGUGGAGACAGUGGAAGCAAAUAUCGGGCCAGCACAAAGAGGUCAAGUGACGGACAGGUGAAAAGCAUCCCAAAAAUGGCUGAUGAAAGUUUCGAGGAAGAUGAAGAUGAGCACAGUGAAACGCUAUGCGGAAGCUGCGGUGGUAAUUAUAAUCCAGAUGAAUUUUGGAUUGGUUGUGACAUCUGUGAGAGGUGGUACCAUGGAAAGUGUGUUAAAAUAACACCUGUGAAGGCCGAGAGCAUAAAGCAAUACAAAUGCCCGUCCUGCAUGAAGCGUGGAAGGCAGUAGAAGUAGCAGUAAAAGCAAUAUAUUGGUUGAUGGUUCAGAUUUGUGGCUAACAGAGUAGUUUAGCUGUAUCACCUUUGAAAUUCUCUGUAACGAAAUUGUUUUUAUGUGUGUUUGUAACAUUUGUUCUCCAAAUGGGUUGAAGUCAUCUCUUCCCUAUUGAAUUAUAGCUCUAGUGCUUGCUUAUAUAUAUGAAUCCAUAAAAUUAUGCGGAGACUUUGGGAUCCUGUAGUCAAUAUUGAAACAAUUCAUUGAUGAGUGUGUUUGAUUUA